UCUUCUCGUAAACUUACUUUCAACUAAAUCUGACACUGAAGCCAAAAAAGAUCUCAAAUAUUUGAAGAAAAUUUUGCUUUUUGAUGAGGAAUGGGAUAUAAUAAGUAAUUUAGUAGAGAUUCUUGAGCUGUUUGCUGAGGCCACUGAUUACUUAGGUAGAAGUAAUUAUUGUACUUAUUCGAUAAUGGUUCCUGUUUUAAUUGAGCUUAAGAAAAAUUACAUUAAUGAAAUUAAAAAUAAUCUGUAUAAUACAAUGAACUAUUAUUGGCCUAAUUUAACAUCACCAAGUUCACUUCUACCUAGUCUUUUAGAUCCCAGGUGCAAAAAUCUAUCGUUUGUCUCAUUUGCUGAACGGUUCACUACUGAAAAUUUACUUUGUGAUGAAUAUAAAAAAAUGAAAAAUAAUAUAGACAAAGAGAAAAAAAAUGUUAGAACGGAGGUUAAAUCAACUUCUGUAAAAAAAAAAACUAAAAGUAGCAUUCUUUCUAGUUUUAAAAAACAUAUGCCAGUUACAGUUGAAGAGAUUUCUGACUAUCUAAAGCUUGAAGAAAUUGAUGUUGAGUACGAUUCUUUUGUGUGGUGGUAUGAGCGGCACCGAGCUGGGACGGACUAUAACAUCUCUAGCUACUGA
Messenger RNA from Scutellospora calospora, 631 nucleotides. Lineage: Eukaryota; Fungi; Glomeromycota; Glomeromycetes; Diversisporales; Gigasporaceae. The record is from the annotation of a GenBank genome assembly.